CCAAAAUUCAGGUUUUUUGCUUCGUCAAGGAGGGGACAGGUUUGAUGAAUAGACGCAAUUGUUUGUCACUUGAACAGCAUUUAGUCUCAAGCAUCCAGCCACCCAUCUGUUCCACAAGCCGCCGACAGGAAUCUUUCGAGUCGAGCGUGGAGAGAAAGCCCCACUGCGCGAGGUCCACGCCAAGGAAGCCAGAGUUGUCGGUCUAAACGCACCCUUAUCAGAAUUAGCAUACAGGUUGUCCAAGUGUGUAGAGGUGCUUCAUCCGUUUCUUCAUUGGAGAUUUGCACUCUGCCGGGAACGCGCUUGGUAAUCGACUUCGCAAGCAUGGACACGCUCGAUUCCAAACCAGACACAGAGGCAGCGGCGCCAGUGCGCGAGAAGAAUUCAGAUAGCCUUCCUUCGCCCAGCACAUCCAGCCCGAGACGCAUGAACACUACUGGCCUUGUCGGUAGAGCAGCCAAGGUUGUGCGCACGCAGAUGGACUGGUUGAGCACAAGAGAGGCGUGGUUAGGAUCCUACAAUUAUCGACGCCUAUUCCAGCCUCGAUGGCUGCCUUGGGCUAGAAGGUAUCGCAGAGGAGCACCUCCAGAGCACGCUGGCGAACUGCCGUUCUAUGGCCUCAAUGACCCUUUACCGAUCGUGUUGGCUGCCAUAUGCGGCUUGCAGCACUGUUUGGCUAUGCUUGCGGGUCUCAUCACUCCUCCAAUUAUCGUGGCUUCCACAUUCUCCCUGGACGCCUCGACCAGCUCUUAUCUCAUCUCGGCGUCCCUCAUCGCUAGCGGCCUUUUGUCUUUGCUGCAAAUGUCGGCCAUACCGCUCUCGUUCAUCCCGUUGAGGUUCUUCAAGGACAAGCAAAUCGGCACGGGCAUAAUUAGCGUCGUUGGAACGAGCUUCAACACUCUAUCCGCAGCUUCGAGCAUCUCCACUGCGCUCUACGCAGAUGGCGUGUGUCCUACCAGUCCACAAGGCGCUCGAUUAUCAUGUCCGCAAGGCUAUGGGUAUCUGCUUGGCACAUCUGCGCUCUGCGCAUUGCUCCAGAUUGGCAUCAGCUUCGUCCCCGUCAAGCUCAUCCGUCGCGCAUUUCCGCCACUCAUUACGGGUCCCGUCGUCUUUCUCAUCGGCGCCAACCUGAUCGGGAGCAGCGGAUUCCUGGAUUGGGCGGGUGGCAGCGGGGAAUGCUCAUCCCGGCCCGCAAGCGGACAAUACUCGGUGUGCCCUCAAGUGGGCGCACCUCACGCUCUGCCUUGGGGAUCACCCGAGUACCUUGGCCUUGGCUUCUUCUCUUUCAUGACCAUCGUCUUUGUCGAGCUGUUUGGCUCGCCAGCGAUGAGAUCGGCCAGCAUCGUCAUCGGACUCAUCAUUCCGACCGUCACGGCAGGCAUAGGAGGAGGCUACACUUCGCGCUCGUCCAUCGACGCUGCUCCCGCAAUCACCUUCCUCUGGACGGAGACUUUUCCGCUUCGAGUAUAUGGACCUGCCGUCUUACCGUUGCUGGCAGUGUACCUGUCCAUGACGGCAGAAGCCACUGGAGAUAUCACGGCAGCGUCGGAGAUGAGUCGGCUGAGCGUGCAGGGAGCAGACUUUGACAGGCGGAUUCAAGGUGGUAUCCUCAGCGACGGCCUGGGAGGACUAUUAUCAGCGCUGGGGACCAUCACACCGCUGUCGGUCUUUGCCCAAAAUACUAGCACCAUCGGCAUGACUCGAGUGGCCAAUCGUCGAGCGGGCUACUGGUGUUGCGGCUUCUUGGUGCUGUUUGGAAUCUUGGGCAAGAUUGCUGGCGCCAUUUUGGCCAUCCCAGCACCUAUCUUGGGCGGUGUGACGAGCUUCUUGUUCGCUAGCGUGGCUGUCGCUGGCCUCUCGCUGAUCGCGCGAGUCGACAUGCAAAGUCGCAGGAAUCGCUUCGUCCUGGCAUCGUCCCUGAUGAUGGGAUGCGGUAACCUUUUGGUCAAGGAUUGGGCGACUUAUCUGCUUCCAAGCACUGCGAAUCACGCUCUAGCAGGAUUCUUUACGUCGAUCAAGAUUCUGAUUCAGACCCCCUUCGUGAUUGCUGCAUUCACUGGAUUUGUGGCCAAUGCCAUAUUACCAUACGACGGCGAAGAUUUGGCAGCGGAAGAGCGCGCACAAAAAGCCUCCCAGGCGUCUGCGCUAGAGCUUGAAAUAGCUGUUUCAAGCGCUUAUCACAAAGGCGCUACGACAAGCUCUGUGGUCAGCGCAGCAGGCGAUGAACAAGACGCGGAACAUGAGAUUGGGAUAAGGCAUAAGCAGCAGUGACCAUUCGCUCCGAGCUUGUAUGAUAGACACGACGGCUCCUGCGCUCAUGCUCGCCGAAACGAUCGAAG
Molecule: messenger RNA, 2339 nt
Organism: Ceraceosorus guamensis
Lineage: Eukaryota; Fungi; Basidiomycota; Exobasidiomycetes; Ceraceosorales; Ceraceosoraceae
Product: Xanthine/uracil permease
Exons: 3
Coding region: 325-2271 (648 amino acids)
Biological process (GO): xanthine transport; transmembrane transport
Cellular component (GO): membrane; fungal-type vacuole
Molecular function (GO): xanthine transmembrane transporter activity
Source: RefSeq, a predicted model, not a curated record